This is a messenger RNA of Stegastes partitus (bicolor damselfish), 1829 nucleotides long. RefSeq names its product histone-lysine N-methyltransferase SETDB1-B-like. The coding region runs from base 312 to 1472 and encodes 386 amino acids. The record is from RefSeq and is a predicted model, not a curated record. The transcript is spliced from 9 exons. Gene Ontology annotation, cellular component: nucleus. Gene Ontology annotation, biological process: heterochromatin organization; negative regulation of gene expression. Gene Ontology annotation, molecular function: histone H3K9 methyltransferase activity. NCBI's taxonomy places the organism in Eukaryota, Metazoa, Chordata, Actinopteri, Pomacentridae.
CUGUAUGGAAUAGUGUUGACAGCUAAUUUUGUGCAAUGUACUAAUUUAGUAAAACAAAAUUGCAGUCCUUUGACAUAGUUUUCAUGCGGUCGUGAUUCAGAAUCAAACAGACUCUUUUUUUUGCGUCUGUCAAACCUUCGUGUUUUCAGCGCUAGCUAGUAGGUGGGCUAAUGUUGUUAGCCUGACAGCUAGCUUCGAGUGUUAAUAGCAACGACACACAAAAACAUUAUUAUUUUUAUUUUUUUUAAAUAUUGCUUUGUCAGACUUUUUGCCUUUUGAGGGGGACGAUUCAGGACGUGAGAGCAGUGGUUAUGGAGAGGGAUGAGUCGGAGACAAGAACACUGGAGCUUCCAAAAUCCAGGCAGAGGGUAAAAGACAAGAGAAAGACAGAGUCUGAUGAUGAAAGAGAUGAAAAUGAAAAUAUGUCUGAAUCUCCACAGGACAGGGCACAGUGGAAAAAUGGCUUGGACUCGCUUCAUCUACAGAAAAAAGCAGUGGUGGUUUUGACCAGACUCCCUGAAUAUAAGAUCAGCGCUCUGCGGCCACCGACGCCGCCGCAGUUCUACAGUGAAGACGAAUCCCUCAGCAGCUCUGACUCCGACAUGCAGUGGGAAACAGAAGACGACUCGAGUGAUUUAGAAUGUUCAGGCCAGAAUAAUGCACAGAAAAAUGGAAAAUCAACGAAAACACAGGCAUUUCCAGCGAACAGUAACAACGACAAUGCAGUGCCAGAAACCCCCUUUAUGGUAUCAUCAGCUUUGGCCCAUUGCUCUCAUGAAACCACGACGACACGCCCCAACUUGCCAGAAGAAGAAGUCAAAGUGGACAUGAUCGUCUUGGCCAGGAAGAGACCCAUGAGGUGGCAACGGGGGAAAGUGGUGGAAAUGCUAACGAAGGAAAAUGGGCGCUUAAAGUACAAAGUUAGUUUUCAAGAAAAGGGCUGGGGUCUAGUAUCUGGACACCACAUCGCCUUUAACAAAACACCGAAGCUGGAGCAGCUGUACGUCGGCGCCCGUGUGGUGGUUCGAUGUCAAGAGAACAAGUUCUGGUUCCGGCCUGGCGUUUUGGUUGAGCUCCCAAGCAGACAGAACCGCUUAAGGUUCUUGGUCUUUAUGGAUGAUCACACGCCGGCCUACGUCGGCUUACCUUUACUUCAUCUGGUGUGCAGACCAUUAGAAGAUGUCUUAGACGACAUUCCGGACAGCCCCCACAAGUGCUUCAUGAAACAGUACCUGAAGGACUGGCCGUACCCUCCUCUGAACAAGUACAGAGCUGGUCAGAGCUGCCAUGCGGAAUUAAAUGGAGUGCAGCAGAGGUGUGAGGUGCAGCUGGUAGACGGCAGCUUGAUGCAGGUUGUUUUUCAGGAUAAUCAGCACAAGGAGUGGAUCUACCGAGGCUCCAUACGACUGCAAAGCAUGGCUCGGUAUUUGGAAUGGAAAGAGAGGGGAGAGCCCAAGGAUGACUCUGACUGAAUGGAGGGUCACUCAGACAGUGCAGUCGUCUGCCAACACCGGUGCCAGUGUCAGUGCGAUUUUAAAGACAUUCUGCGGGGCAGUUUUUGCACAAUCUUGCUGACAGAUAAUAUGUUUGACAGAUGAUAAUGUUGAUAAAAUCCGUCACCCUGGAGCUACGAGCACUUGGAGUUUUUUGGGAAAUAUAAAGGGAACUAUGUCAAGGCAAAAUAAGAUUCACUUUAUUAAGAAUGGCUCAAGCAUAUGUGCAACAUGUUCCAGCCUUUUCUGUUUUGGUUUUGCUUUAUUUCAUUGUACAAAUGUGAUUAUUGUUUUUUGAAUAAUAGUUGUGGGCUACAAGGUGGCUCAGUGGUUAGC